CUUUCUCUAUCUUCUCCUUCUUCUGCAUCCUCCGUCUCGUUGAUUUCUCUGCAAUCCUUCUCCGCCAUUAAAGAUCAGCUUCUAUCUCUGUGAUCCAGAUUCUUCAAUGGAGACUCCGUCCUCAACAAGAAGAGUAACAAGGUCGCAGACUCUGGCUACUGUGAAUAACCUAGACUGCAACAGCAACUGCAACAACAAUAUUCCCAUGUCAAGAAAGAUUGAGGAAUCUGGGCAGGGCCUUUCGGCAAGACAAAGAAAUACUAAACAGCAACAAGAUCGAUCUGCGCUUAUAGAUAUAACAAAUGACUCGCCCAUCGUUGGGCUGGCAAUGGGGAGCUUGGAAACUCCAUCAUCCGCCAUUGCCAAGUUGCGGAACAGCAGAGCCAAGAAGACACCUGGGUCUGGUGAGGCACUUCUCAGAGGUCAAGUAAAGACUCUUUUGCAAAAAGUGGAAGAGGAAGCUGAGUUUUCCAAGCUUUCAUUGGACAAGACUCGUCGAUUUCCUCACCUUCAAGGUUUUGCCAAUUCUCCUAUGGGACUUCUGGCGCCAACUCCAUCAAACACGCCGCAAGUACACAAUCUGGAAGCGAUUGAGGUUGCUUCUCCGGUUGUUGAGGAAGUCAUAUCUCAGGCGGAGAGUGAUGAAAUGUUUGAUGGAAAAAAUGAUAUGGGGAUUACUCGUUCUCUGCUGCUUGAUUUCUCUGAGAAAUCAUCAGAGCAAUCCGAUAAUUCAUCGGGAUGCUCCUCUGUGCUGAGUUACGAGGGAAUGAUAGCAGGAGAAAGCGGGGAGAAAGAGAAGAUAACCCCAGAUGAUGAUGAUGCUUCCAUUUGGUCUAUUCAGGUCAAUGCAAGUGUCAAUGAUGAUGAAGAAGAAGAAGAAGAAGAAGACAUUGAAGAAAACUACGAGCCGGAAGAAAAAGAUGAAGACAAUGGAGGAGAAGUAGAUGAUGAUAAUGGAUUGCUUGACAAGCUGUGUGAAGAUAUGAACAAGAUGACUGUGAGAGAGAAGAUAAUGGCUGAAUUUGCUGGAAAGCACACAAGAUUUGUUUACGACAGUGACGAUGAAUUAGUAGAAGAGGAGGUAGAAGAAGAGAAUGAGGAAUCUGGAGAUUUCUUGCAGUUGAAAGGCUGGCCGACACCAAAAGGAAAACAUUUGCGCUUUUCCAUGGCAGAAGAAGAAGGAGAAGAAGAAUAGUGUGUGCGUGUGCGUGAUGGUGAUUUCAUUGUUAACUGUCUUUGUUGAUUGACGCAUUGUUCUGGGAUUGGGUUUUCUCCGUGGUGGAUAGCGAAAUCUAUACUUGAUCAGAAUGUUGACGCUGAAUCACAAAUUAAGUGAUUGAACCUUUUUUUUUUACCCAAUAAAAAGGAUAACAUUCAACUUCUUUUUC
Molecule: messenger RNA, 1388 nt
Organism: Carica papaya (papaya)
Lineage: Eukaryota; Viridiplantae; Streptophyta; Magnoliopsida; Brassicales; Caricaceae
Source: RefSeq, a predicted model, not a curated record